UCUACCGCAAUGGUUCGACAUUUACUGGCCUUGGCCCUCACUGGGGCGGCUUUAGCCAACAGCAGCAGCUCGUCGAACGCGUCGACCUCUCUGUGGCAGGGCAAUUUUCACCUCACCAGCGAGGUUGCCUGUGCUUGUCAGAGGCUGAAUCAAAUCCACUCACCUGAGGUGUUGUCGCCUUCCUCUGCGAAUUAUACGGAGGAAAGAAUCCGAUUCUGGGACAUCCGCUCCGAUUUGUACCCUGCUUGCAUCUUCCAGCCGAGUAAUGCGGAUGAAGUGGCGGAGGGAGUCAAGAUCAUUUCUACGUGCAAUGCCCCCUUUGCCAUUCGCGGUGGAGGUCACAUGAACUUCCCGGGAUCCAACAACAUCGACGGCGGUGUUUUGAUCACUUUGAACAAACUCCAGAACUACAAGGUCCAUAAUGAUACCAUCGAAGUGGGCCCUGGUAUGAAAUGGAUUGAUGUUGUCAGUGCUCUGGACCCCUAUCACCGUGCUGUUAUCGGAGGUCGUCUCAAGACCAUCGGCGUGCCUGGUCUGACUUUGAUCGGCGGGGUGCACUACUUCAUCAACAAGUAUGGUUUUGCUAUGGACAAUGUCGUGCGCUACGACGUGGUUUUGGGAAAUGGCACGCAGGUGAUUGCGGAUAAUUCCACAAACCGCGAUCUCUUCUGGGCCCUCAAGGGCGGUGCCAACAACUUCGGCCUCGUCACUAAGUUCACCCUCAAGACAUACCACAUGCCCAAUGUUAGCACCACCAUUCAGACAUUUGAGGAAUCGGAAGUCUACGACUUCAUCAAGGCUGCCGUGGCCUUGUCCCGCUUGGACGACCGCGAUCCCAUUGCUGCCGGCGGUAUCCUCACCAUUCAGCACAAUGUGACCACCAAGGCGGUUUCAGCCUCGCUGAUGGGUGUUCAAGAGGGUAUCAGCAACCCUCCUUCACAAUUUGCCAACUUCACCGCCAUUGAAGGCCCGACUAAGGUACACAAUGUCACCACAAUGCUUGAGUGGACGGAGGACAAGGAUACCCCCAACCAGAUGUUCAGAAUUGCCUUUUCCGCGCACUCGAUUGUCCCUAAUGCCAAUCGACUGUAUGAGAUCUACCAGGCCUGGAAGGCGAGUGUAGAGACCCUGUCCGACGUCCAAGGCAUCUACCCGACAUUUGUGAUUAAUCUGUGCCCCACGGGUGCUGUCCGCGCCGGACGAAACACCGACGUCGGAAACACGUGGGAUCUGGCCCUCGAGCCUACAGUCUGGUGGCAAUUCAGCACCGGAUGGGAUCUAGCCCAGGACGAUAUCCGCAUGACGUCCUGGUCCCGUGAUCUGUCUGAGAGUCUGCAUGAGCAGAACCGCCAGUCUCUGGCACGCGAGCAUGUUUAUAUGGGCGAUGCUGGCGAAUGGCAGGAUGCUUUUGCAACCUUCCCCAAGGAGAACACCAAGCGGAUGAAAGAAAUCCAGGCGGCGGUUGAUCCCCAGGGCGUGUUCAGUCGCCUGAACUGGGGUGGUUUCAAGCUUUCUCCUUGA
This is a messenger RNA of Aspergillus fijiensis CBS 313.89, 1521 nucleotides long. RefSeq names its product FAD-binding oxidoreductase. The transcript has 4 exons. Gene Ontology annotation, molecular function: FAD binding. Lineage: Eukaryota; Fungi; Ascomycota; Eurotiomycetes; Eurotiales; Aspergillaceae. The coding region runs from base 10 to 1521 and encodes 503 amino acids. The record is from RefSeq and is a predicted model, not a curated record.